AGUUCUUUUUGUUUAUCUUUGUUUCAUCUACGCUUCUCAAUUAUUAUUCUAUCUUUAUUCUUUCUAAAUUUUUUUAUUCGUAUUUAUUAUGGCGCGUAAUUAUAAACGUGAAUACAGGAUAUUAUAUAAAUUAAAUACCAUAAUUUCUUUUUUAAAAAUUAUAAUAUAUUAAACUUUAAUAUUCAAAUUACGAAAAACAUAUAGACUACAUUCUCAUCUUUAUAAUUUCUGAGAUAUUAAUAUGUCUCUUAUAUAUAAUAAUUUUUUGAUGUAUAAUAUUUUUAUGAUAGAAAUUUAUAAAUUUGGACAAAAACUUUUGAUAUUAGAAAUUUAAAUUAGAAGCAUAUAAUUCAAGAAGUGAUAUUAAAAAUAUUAAUUAUUAUAUUGAAAAUACAGAUUUUUAAAUUCCUAAUACACAUACAUCUCGUUUCAUGUAUAUUUUAAUACAUUUAUACCUGUAAAAUCGCGACCUCUACAUACACAUAUUUUUAAUUCAAGUGUCGGUUACUUUUUAUACUUUGUAUUAUUCAUUUUCAUUAAAUUUUUUAAAUGUUACAGUGGAAAAAAUAUGGAAAAUAUAAAGUUAAGUCCAUCAAUGGCUUUAAAAUUAAAAACUAGAAAUAAUGUCAAUAGAAUUAGACACAGUUCUCCAAAAUUACAAGAAGUUUUAAGAGAGAGAUGUCGAGAGAGAAUGCGAGAAAAACGAGGGCAGUUAUUUAAUAGAAAUAGAUUUGGUUUAGAAAUAAAUUCAAAAAAUGUACAAGAUACAUUAACUGAAAUUGUUCGUAAAGAAUUAAAUAAUCUGGCUACUACAGAUUUAAAUCCAAUUUUGAAUCCUUUUUUUGUAAAUGAACCACUUGAUCCAGAAGAAGCAAUUGAACUUGAAGCUAAAAUACUUGAUGAAGAAGAACAAUGGAUAUUAGAAGAAUAUGAAAGAAUGGUACAAGAAGAAAUUGAAGUAUUAGCACUUAAAGCAGAUCAACAAGUAAAUGAAGUUAUUUGUCCUAUAUGUCAGAAAUCUAAUUUAAUAGAAAAAGAAAAUAAAGUAGCUUGUGAAUCUUGUGAUUUUGUAUUAGACAAUUGUCUAAGUGUGAAGGAAAUAGGAUGUCUUAUUAAUAAUUGUGUAAAUAUUCAUUCUAUACAAUGUAAGGAAUUACCUGGUUUCUUGCCACUUUUUGAAAACAAUAAGAUGUCUUUAUAUCUAAUUUGUGAUGAAUGUUCAACUUGGACAUUUAUAAUAUAGAUUUUAAUAUUCUUCAAUUAGUGAAGAUUUUUAAAAUUUAUGAAAUUGCUGAAAAAAAUUUUUUCCAUCUUAUUAUCCAUAAUUGAUUAAUAAUAAUAACUUUAAUUUUAAAUAAUAUAUCUAAUAGAAGCAAAUAUUAAACAUAAUAUCAUAAUAUCUAAUCAAGUAUGGGUAAUAAGAUAUAAUAAUAAAAAUAAAAAAAACAUGAAUAAAAAAUUAAUAACUUUUAAUUUGUUAAAUUCAUGAAAAAGAAAGUAAAAUUUAAUUUGUUUAUGGAGGUAAUCAUUUGAAUAAUAAUACAUGAAUUUUUAUAUGAUUAUAUGAUACAUAUUGUACAAAAAACAUCCCUUUGUUGAUUUGUUUAUAUUAUUUAUCAUUUAUACAUACAUAAUAUAAAGUUAAAUAAAAGAUAACUGUAUAUUGUAAAAAUUAAUUAAACAUAUUUAUAAAAGUAAAAUUUUAGCAAUUAUUAAAAAUUAUUUCAAGAUUUGUUUUCUAAAGAUUGUCUACCGUUUUUGAUAUUUAAUACAUAAUAUAUACAAUAGGUAUUUAUAGAUAUUAAAACUAAUAAUAUUACAAUAUACAGAAGUCUUUUAUAACCUUAAACUCUAAUUUUUGAAUUUUUUUAUGAUGAUUUGUACAUUAUCACAUGAAAUUUCGUAUUAAAAACUUCAUAUUUAAUAACAUUAAUAAUAUAUAAACUUAUAAUUUGUGAGCAACCCAUUUUUUUAUAUACGUUCGAUUUUUUGCAAUAUAAAUUUUUAUUCUUUUAAAAUUAUUACUAUGCAAGUAUCAACAGUUAUAUAUUUAUCAUAGAAUGCAAAAUUAAAAUCAAAAACAUUUUAAGUGAUUUAGUUAAAUUGCAACUUUUAAAUUAUUAAAAACACAAUUAAUUAAAUAUUUUUAACAAUUAAUAUUUCUUAUUCCAGUCUCUUGUUACAAUUUUAUGGCACUAAUUUCAUUUUAGAUGUAUUCAAAUAUAUAUUUUCAUAUAGCAUACAAAAAUCAAUUAAUUACUUGAUGUUAAUUUGUUAUAAACAAUUCUUUAUUUGUCAUUUUAAUGAAAGAGUUUCCAAAAUUAAAAUAUCUUUCCAUGAAAGUUAUAUUUCAACUAUUAUAAAAAUAUAUCGAUAAUAUAACAUGUAUUUGAGUCGCAAAAUAUGUUAUUUAUAAAUAUAUUUAUCUUAAAGCUGUAUGAAAUAUUAUCAGAAAAGAAAUAGAAUAAUUUCAAGAAAUAAUGAUUCUUUUUUUUAUGAUUGCAAGUGGCAUAUUUAGUUAAAAACAAGCAUAGUAAAAAUAUGGAAUGGUUUGCUCUACACAUUUUUCCUUCCUUUUUUUUUAAAUAUUAGCAUUAGUAUAUACAUAUACAUAUAUAUAUAUAUAUAUGUAUAUAUAUAUAUAUAUAGGCAAUUAUUAUAAUGAAUUUAAUGAAUUAACAAAAAAAGAAAAAAAUUUAAGAACGAAAAAAAGAAAGGAAUUUAUGAUAAAAAAUUUUUAUCGCAAUAUAUGAGUGUAAAAUUACAUAAUUUUUUUUUUAAUGCUGAAUGAACAUAAUACGUAAUGUACGUAAUUAUAUAAUAAAUAUGAAUGUACUUUCCAUUUUGUUAAUAUUUUAUAUGAAUAAUUGCGAUAAUCGCUAUAAAAAAGGAUGUUUAAAUCUCAGUGUGUUCCAAAUUUAUGUAACAGUCUGUAUAUUAUAAUAUGUAUUUUGUUAAACGUUGUGAGUAAAUUCAUGUAUACAUCUUCAUAUUUUUUUUUUAACAAUUAGUUAUUAAAUUUUAUGAUCACAAUUUUGAAAAGUAUAAGGGAAAAAAUUGCACUUUAAGUCCUUUCCAUUUUCAAUCACUAUCAUUGCAAAAAGAAAUCUGAAAGCUUACUAUAAGAAGAAUCAUCUUAAAAAUUUUCACAUAAGUUUCUUUCCUAAAUUAGCUUACUGCUACGGUAACUCCUUUUCUUUUGCUCUUUUUUUCAAUAUAUAAGCAAAUCACGUUUCACGACGUAUUUGCAUAUUACAAUUGGUCACUGAGUUGAUCGUCGUCGUUCUGUGCGAUCGACUGCUGCGAGUGCUUCUUCGGGUAGACGACCAGGAUCUGAUAGAAUAUCAGUGGCAGUACACAGAUAUCUUAGAGAAUUCAGAACAGCU
This is a messenger RNA of Apis cerana (Asiatic honeybee), 3386 nucleotides long. Its product is annotated as RPA-interacting protein. Gene Ontology annotation, biological process: protein import into nucleus. NCBI's taxonomy places the organism in Eukaryota, Metazoa, Arthropoda, Insecta, Hymenoptera, Apidae. Gene Ontology annotation, cellular component: nucleus. The record is from RefSeq and is a predicted model, not a curated record.